AUCUGAGGAUGUAUUUAAAUAUUUAUAUCUGUAGUCCACACUGUGGCAACACUGAACUUGUCGAUAAAGCUUUGUAUACAAAAUCAGUGACGUCACUGUCAUGGCGGCGGCAGACAGUUGGAGCUGGUUUCCAGCGUUAGCAUUGGGGGUUUCUUUCCUCAAAUGUCUGUUUAUCAACGCAUAUCAUUCCACAGACUUCGAGGUGCACAGGAACUGGUUGGCCAUCACACACAGUCUGCCGGUGUCCAGGUGGUACCAUGAGAACACAUCUGAGUGGACGCUGGACUACCCUCCGCUGUUUGCAUGGUUUGAGUUCGGUCUGUCUCAGGUGGCUCAACACUUUGACAGAAAUAUGCUGGUGGUGGAGAAUCUGAACUACGCCAGCCCGGCUACUGUUCUCUUCCAGAGACUGUCGGUCAUCUUCACUGAUAUGGUUUUUAUCUACGCUGCCAGAGAGUGCUGCAGGAGUAUUCAGGAGCAGAAAGGCUUUCGGGAUGUUUUGAACCGCUCCUCCUUCAUCCUAGCUGUUUUACUGCUCUGGAACUUCGGCCUGCUCAUCGUCGAUCAUAUUCAUUUCCAAUAUAAUGGCUUCUUGUUUGGUUUGCUGCUGCUGUCGGUGGCAAAACAUUUACAGUCUCGACAUCUGCAGGGGGCGCUGCUUUUCGCCAUCCUGCUCAACCUUAAGCACAUCUACCUGUACGUGGCUCCGGCCUACGGCAUCUAUCUGUUGAGGAGUUACUGCUUCACUCAGGACAACAAUGACGGUUCUGUCAGGUGGAGGAGUUUCAGUGUGGCCCGUCUGCUGGCUCUGGGCAGCAUCGUGAUCUCUGUGUGCGCUUUGUCCUUUGGCCCCUUCAUCGCCUUGGGUCAGCUCCCUCAGGUCCUGUCCCGUCUCUUCCCCUUUAAGCGGGGCCUCUGCCACGCCUACUGGGCCCCCAACAUCUGGGCCCUCUACAACGUGCUGGACAAAAGCCUGGCAGUGCUUGGUGUUCGUCUAAAGCUGCUGGAGGAGACGGAGCUUCCUCGUGCCUCCAUGACCGGCGGAUUGGUUCAGGAGUUUCAGCACUCGGUCCUUCCCUCCGUCACUCCCUCCAUCACACUCAUCUGCACUCUGCUCUCCAUCCUGCCGGCGGUGGUGUCGAUCUGGCGGCGUCCUCGCGGAGCUCGUGGUUUCCUGCGCUGCCUGCUGCUUUGCGCUCUCGGCUCCUUUAUGUUCGGCUGGCACGUCCACGAGAAGGCCAUCCUCAUCGCCAUCCUGCCUCUGAGCAUUCUGGCAGUUGAGAGCAGAGAGGAUGCUGGGAUCUUCCUCAUUCUGACCACCACAGGUCAUUAUUCGCUCUUCCCGUUGCUCUUCACCCCCGCAGAGCUGCCCAUCAAAGUGGUUCUGAUGCUGAUGUUUACAAUCUACUCUUUCACUGCUCUGAGGAAACUUUACAGUGGUCAGGGGUCUCUUCUCCAUCCUCUGGAGUCCAUCUACCUGAUGGGACUGGUCGCGGUAGCCAUUGCCUGCGAAGUUGCCUUCCCUCUGUCUCCAUGGCAACAGAAGCUGCCCUUCCUCCCCCUGCUGGCGACAUCGGUGUACUGCUCGGUCGGCGUCUGUUACUCUUUCCUGCGUCUGUACGCCAGUCUGCUGAGGCAGGAGGAGAAAUCCAAACAGCUAUGAGCGACGUCCUGCACUUGAGGGGUUGCAGGUUAGAUCCCUUCAAACAAAACACACCUACACCCUCUGCUGCACACGUGCCCCUGAGCAAGGCAAUCAGACACUGAGUGAUCAAUCAGGAAGAAGAGACUGCCAUGUUGGUGAUGUACUCUGCGUUUCUAGCUCCAUUUCUUCUUCUGGAAUAUUGACCAAUCACUGACCUCCUGACAACAUCAACCGUAACCAUCAGUUCUUGCUUUCUGAAUGAAACGGCAAGCACUUUCAUUGUUACAUUGUCAACUGAUCAAUCUUCAGGCUUCUUUCGAGGUUUUCAAAGUAGAAUCAUUUCUGGACUGAUUUUAAAAAGGUGUCAGGUCUCACCUGGAACCUCCAGGUGGAUGAAACAAACUGACCAGUGGUGAAUAACCCUUUUGUCCUGUUUUUUAAUAAAACGCCAUGUGGACCAAAAUAGAACUAAAAGACAUUUAUGAUUUUUGUUUUUCUAUAUUUUCAAAUAAAAACAAAGAUUAACUUAUCACAUUUGUGUAUGUAAUGUUGUUUUGUCAGGAUUGCUAAAUCUUCAUCUUCACACAUGAUGGAGCAUAACUUAAUACAUUUACUCAAGUACUGUACUUUAGUACACAUUCCUGGUACUUGAGUGACUCCAGUUUAAGAAACUUUAUACUUUUACUCCACUAAACUACAUAACUAUUGCACUUUUUAUUGCACUUCAUUUGCGACUUUUCCAGAGACAGUUAUUCAUCCCCUUUCCCAUCCAGUGCAAACCAAAUCCAGAUUUGUUGAUUUUUAAUAUUUAUGACAAACUAUAGGAGAAGAUGUUCAUUUAUGUGUUGAGAAACUGCUCCUACGUCUUAAACUAAAUAAACUCUUUAAAAAAACCCUCUUGGAUUAGCUGAAAAAUGCAUCGUCACAAAUGGCUGUUUAAGAUAGAUACGUGGUUCUCACAGGACAGCGUCACUGCAAACAUUUGAUGGUCUUAUAAAAUGUGAUGGAUUGCUGGAGAUUAAACUACAGAGAGACAGACUUUUGAAUUGACCAGAGGUUGCAGUGAUGCAAAUUUUUGCCUCAGUUUAGUGGUUGUUUUGAAAAAAUGUCAUCUCUGUAGAACAUAUGGGUAAUUAUUUUUUUAAAGUUUGGAAUGUGAAGUGUUUCGAAAUCUAGAUUUGUGGUAAUAAGCUACGCAUGCUUUAAUCAAACAUUACUAAAUUUUAUGCAUAGACUAAAUUAUGACCCUGGAUCGUAUUAACCAAAUGUCAAAUCCAUAAAGCCAAUUUAUAGAUAUAUACUUUAUGACAACUACUGAACAUGUGUCACAAAUUUCAGGGUGAUAUCUCAACUCGUUCAGGAGUUGUUGCACAUUUUAGAACAU
This is a messenger RNA of Centropristis striata (black sea bass), 3029 nucleotides long. RefSeq names its product ALG8 alpha-1,3-glucosyltransferase (gene alg8). The coding region runs from base 101 to 1663 and encodes 520 amino acids. Gene Ontology annotation, cellular component: endoplasmic reticulum membrane. Gene Ontology annotation, biological process: protein N-linked glycosylation. Gene Ontology annotation, molecular function: dolichyl pyrophosphate Glc1Man9GlcNAc2 alpha-1,3-glucosyltransferase activity. The transcript is spliced from 13 exons. Lineage: Eukaryota; Metazoa; Chordata; Actinopteri; Perciformes; Serranidae. The record is from RefSeq and is a predicted model, not a curated record.